AUAUUUAAACCCUCAACAAUCGGUAUUCGUUCGUUAUUUUUGUAUCAAAAAAACUUUCCAACAUGUGGACUGAGAGUAGUGAAUCACCAUGUUUGGGAUCAGUGCCAGUCAUUAAGGGGAAGUUUGAAGCCAUGCCCAAAUCUGCCCAACGCUUUGUUGCUAAAUGGGUGGGUAAUGUUAUAUAUAGACGCUACUGUAUCGCACUAAAUUAUUUUUAACUUCGAUUUGCGUAAUGUGUUUUGUGUCUACAAAUUUUGUUGAUGCGUUCAACCGUAUUCAUAGAUUUUUUUGAAGAUUUAUUUAGAAAGAACCUAAAAAUAGGAGCUCUAACUUGUAAUCACACAAAUUGACAAAUGAACCAAUUUUACAAUUAUUGUAUCAGUUAUACAAUAUAAUGCGACUUUCGAAUUCAAUGUAGUUCAGGUGGAAAUAUGUAAGCCAACAGGAGUGUACAUAUGUGAUGGCAGCAAAGAAGAACGUGAAGAACUUACAAAAAAAUUAGUUGAAUUGGGUUCUUUACAUAAACUACCACCGUAUGAAAACAACUAUAUCACAUGUACUGAUCCAAGUGAUGUUGCUCGUGUUGAAUCAAAAACUUGGAUCUGUUCAGAGCAUAAACAUGAUACUGUACCAGAUGUAGCUCCAGGAGUUAAAGGUGUUCUUGGUCAGUGGAUUUCACCUAGUGAUUUGAAUACUGAAAUUAAAGACCGUUAUCCUGGUUGUAUGGAAGGUCGUGUACUUUAUGUGAUUCCAUUCAGUAUGGGUCCAAUCGGAUCACCAUUGAGUAAAGUUGGGAUUGAAAUAACUGAUAGUAUUUAUGUUGUACUAUGCAUGAUAAUUAUGACACGUAUGCAUCCAGAUGUAUGGAAAGUCAUUGAAUCCAGUAAGGAGUUUGUUAGAUGCGUUCAUAGUGUUGGAUGCCCUACUUCAUCUCAUCGCAAAAUCGUCAAUCAUUGGCCAUGUAAUCCAGAGAAAACUUUAAUUUCUCAUGUACCUAAAGAACGUUUAAUUAUGAGUUUUGGCAGUGGUUAUGGUGGUAAUUCAUUAUUAGGGAAGAAAUGUUUUGCAUUACGUAUUGCCGGUUGUAUUGCUCGUGAUGAAGGCUGGUUAGCUGAACAUAUGUUAAUUAUGUCUGUAACAAAUCCAAAAGGUGAAGAGAAAUUCAUAGCUGCUGCUUUUCCUAGUGCUUGUGGUAAAACAAAUAUGGCUAUGCUUGAACCAUCAUUGCCUGGUUGGAAAGUACAAUGUGUUGGAGAUGAUAUAGCAUGGAUGCGUUUUGAUGAACAUGGUGUUCUUCGAGCAAUCAAUCCAGAAGCUGGUUUCUUUGGCGUUGCUCCAGGUACAAACGCUAAAACUAAUCCGAAUGCAAUGGCUACAUGUAUGAAAAACACUGUUUUUACUAAUAUUGCCCAAACUAAAGAUGGUCAUAUCUUUUGGGAAGGACUUGAAGAUCAAUAUAGUCCUGAUACAGAAAUUAUCACAUGGCUUGGUGAUCAUGUUAAAUUAUCUGAUAAAAGUAAAGAUCCUAAAGCACAUCCAAAUUCACGAUUUUGUUGUCCUGCUAAUCAAUGUCCAAUUAUUCAUCCUAAAUGGGAAGAUCCACGAGGUGUACCAAUUUCAGCUAUAAUUUUUGGUGGUCGUCGACCUGAAGGUAUACCAUUAGUUCUACAAUCAUUUGAUUGGAAACACGGUGUUAUGUUAGGCGCAGCAUUAAAAUCAGAAGCAACUGCGGCCGCCGAAUUCAAAGGUAAACAAGUUAUGCAUGAUCCUAUGGCUAUGCGUCCAUUUGUUGGUUAUAAUUUUGGACAUUAUUUAAAUCAUUGGCUUAGUAUGGAGAAACCAUCACAUAAAAUGCCUUUAAUAUAUCAUGUGAAUUGGUUCCGUUUAAAUAAACAAGGUAAAUUUGUAUGGCCUGGUUUUGGACAAAAUAUACGUGUUAUUGAUUGGAUACUUCGACGUGUUAAUGGUGAAGAUAUUGGUGUCAAUUCACCAAUUGGUAUUUUACCUAAAAAAGGUUCAAUCAAUUUCGAUGGUUUAAACGUUGAUUGGGAUGAGAAUUUUUCACUACCAAAGGAUUAUCUUUUAGAGGACGUUGAUGAAACAAUGAAAUAUUUACAGGAACAAGUUGGUAAAGAUUUACCAGCUGUUAUUCAAAAUGAAUUAAACAAUCAACGUGAACGUAUUCAAUCUCAACUUUAAAUGAAUAAAUCAGAGGAGGAAGAAGAAGACGAUGACGACGACGAUGAGAAUGAAGAAGUCAAUGUUUAAUCAUUUUCUUCAACUUUAUGUGCUUUCUAAUUUUUUUUUGCUUCUUGUUGCUGUUGUUAUUGUUGUUAGCUAACUUCUAUUGUUGUUUGUAGACAUUAAUUACAACUUGUUCUUUUUGUUUUUGUAUUGCUUUUAAUAUUACUACUAAUACUACUACUCACAAUAAUAUUCAUUUAUAUUGUCGUUAUUGUUUUAUGGUAGUAUUCUCAACAUUAUUGUGAUCCAACGAACCUUUUCAAUGAAAAUACAAUACAUUACAAUUUCUUUCUUUCUC
Messenger RNA from Schistosoma curassoni, 2542 nucleotides. The record is from the annotation of a GenBank genome assembly. Lineage: Eukaryota; Metazoa; Platyhelminthes; Trematoda; Strigeidida; Schistosomatidae.